CAACAUUUUCUGCGGUUGUAUCAGCCGAUCUGGAUUUCACAUUAAGUCAAAAUAUGGGAAACUCCAGUCCCUGUUUCACUAGCUCGCCAGUCUGCAUCUGCUGAGUAUUUCAAGGCUUUUCUGCUUUUAAUUUCAGAUUCGCGACAUCUGCAGCACCGAUGUAAAGUACGUGGCUUUAUUUUGUCUCGUUGCGGGUUUAUUAUUACGGGUUAUUUAUUGUGCUGGUUUGAAAGGAGGAGCCGGGGCUGCACGGUUGCUGACAGCGGGGACAAACCGAGGGCGAGCUGAUGGAAUAGGCAGCUGCCAUUCUCAUUUCCAACAAUUUCGGCCUGAAUUCCCAUUUCCAAUCAUUUUACCUGAGAGGGGAAUAUCACUCAUCUGAUCGUUUUCUUCUGAUCUUUUGGCGGGACGGUGUCCAAGUGAAUCAUUUGUUUUCCCUCUGUCAUGAGUAAAUGUGGUGAUGUUGAAGCUGCAGCCGUGGCCGGGGCGGUCAGCUCCCUGUGUUUUAUCCAACAGCUGCUCGCCUGGCUCAGGUUAUAUAAUGUCCUGAGAGGCGGGAGCAAGGAGGCCGCACUGACUGGCUGAGGGAGGCGGAGACCGACCAACCGGACUGACAAGCACCAAGCCCUGGCUGCAGCAGCCACCACCACUCGGGCCCUCGACUCCCGGUUCUAGCCCCUGUCUGGUGGCUGGGCCCGGCCCGGCCCUGGCCGCAUGGAGGCUCCGGCCGCUCGGACCGAGAUGCUGGAACUGGCGGACGAGGCUUUCCGGGCGAUGAACUACGAGCUGGCGGCUGAUAUUUACGAGUGCCAGCUGCUGGAACUAGGCCCCCAGCGGGCCCUCUACCUGAGCAAGGCCGGCGCCCUGACCCGCUGCGGCCGCUUCGCCGAGGCCUUCGAGGCCUACCGCAGCGCCGCGGAGCUGGAGCGGCUCCGAGCCGAGGAGCUGAGCGACCUGCUGGACUGCAUCGCCGCCAACGUCCGCCUGAAAGAGGCGCUGCCGCAGGCUGCCGGCCGGCUGCGGCACGGAGGCCCCGGGCAGGAGAAGGAGGAGGAAGCCGCGGCCUCGGAGCCUCUGAGCUGCCGGAUCUGCCUGGAGCUGCUCUUCGAGCCCGUGUCGCUGCCGUGCGGCCACACUUUCUGCCGGAGAUGCGUGGAGGAGGAGACGGUGACCGAGUGUAAAGUGUGUCCGCGGUCGCCGGCCGGGGCCGCUUCCUCCUCCUCCCCCUCCCCGGCCAAGCCCAGAGCACACCUCGGCCUCACUGUGAUUCUGUGUAACUUGUUGGAAAAGUGGUUCCCGUUGGAGUGCCGCGCCCGGCGGCUGCAGCUGGAGGCCGCCACUCUGGCCGAGCACGGGGAUUACACAGCGGCCCUGGGCCUGUGUGAACAGGCGCUGUCUCUGGUACCCCAUGAUUACUUGAUGAGAUGUUAUCGUGCUGAGCUAUACAUAACUACAGGAAAAUACAAGGAAGCACUUUGUGAUGGAGAUGCAGCAUGUACGCUUAAACCACUAAAGACAAAGGGUCACUUUUGGAAAGCUCAAGCUCUGAUUAAAAUGGGCAGAACUGAAGAAGCUUUAAAAGAGUAUAUAUACUGCAUUGCUUUGAGACCAGACUGGAAUUCUGUAAGACUCAAAGCACAAAAGAUCUUGUGUGAUAUGUUUUCACCUGUUUUGGGGAAUAUGUCGGAUACUGUACCAACCAACAAACGACCGCAGUCAUCCUGCCUAAACCCUAAGCCUACUUUUCUCAGAGCCUUUAGUCCUGUAUCAAUUGUCAGAGACGAUACAGUUACUGCUCCUUCUCCGGUUUUUUCCAAAAUGAACAGUAUUCCAGCACAAGAACUAAAUACUUCAAGUCAAAUACUGACAAAGUCCAAGGCUACACCAAGAGAAACCUCUGUGCUAAUUGAAGCAGUUCCGUCUAGUUUUACUAAUGGCAACCAAAAGAGAAAGCUAUCACAUGAGACAGAGAUCUGUGAGAGCUUUGAAACAACCAGCAAGAUGGCUAAAAAAGAUGAAUUUGUACCCUUGACAUUUGACCAUUUUAAAACGUCAAGAGAGAUUCCCAGUGAACUUAUGGAUCCAUUCGAUUUUGAAUGCUCUCUUUGUCUGAGAUUGUUCUAUGAACCUGUCACCACUUCCUGCGGGCACACCUUUUGUUUGAAGUGUUUGGAGCGCUGUCUGGAUCAUAAUGCCAGCUGUCCUCUCUGUAAGGAAAAUUUAGCCGAGUAUUUGGUAACAAGAUCUUUCAAUAAGACAUUCUUGGUAGAGGAACUCAUUAUUCAAUACCUACCUGAAGAGUUAAACGACAGGAGGCGACUUCACGAGGAAGAAAUGAAGGAGCUAUCUAACCUAACUGAAGAUGUUCCAAUUUUUGUCUGCACCAUGGGCUUCCCAACUAUUCCGUGCCCUCUUCAUGUUUUUGAACCACGUUAUCGACUGAUGAUUCGCAGGUGUAUGGAAACUGGCACCAAGCAAUUUGGAAUGUGUAUUGGAAAUGAGACUAAAGGGUUUGCUGAUUAUGGCUGCAUGCUCGAAAUAAGGGAUGUAAAGUUUUUUCCUGAUGGUCGUUCUGUAGUUGAUACAAUUGGCAAGAGUCGAUUUAAAGUUUUAAGCCAUGGCCAGAGAGAUGGUUAUAAUACUGCCAACAUUGAAUAUCUUGAAGAUAAAAAGGUGGAAGGAGCAGAGUAUCAUGAACUAAUCUGUUUGUCUGACUCAGUGUAUGACCAAGCUUUCACUUGGUUCAGUUCCCUCCAGGACAAUAUGAGAACUCAAAUCCUGAAUCAUUUUGGACCAAUGCCUGGAAAGGAGUCAAUACCUCAGUCGAGUCAAAAUGGUCCUGCCUGGUGCUGGUGGCUGUUAGCUGUAUUACCUUUAGAAAGUCGUGCUCAGCUAGCUGUUCUUUCAAUGACCUCACUCAAAGAUCGCCUUAUUGCCAUUCGCCGUGUAUUGGUAUUUGUCACCCGACAACGGCUUCGAUCACUGUGACUUUUGACUUGAUGGGAUUUAAAGCUGCAUUCCAAAUGUGUUUUUUUAAAAAAAUUAUAAUGGUAUCAGUAUUAUAUUUUUGAUUUAAUCCAUAUGUGAAAACCAUAAAGCCCAACUCAGCCAGGUAUAAUAAUUGUUUGAAUUGUGUAAUUAAACUGGGUAGUGAGCCAUUCCUUUUGACGCAUUAAAUCUACACUGAAACUAUGUUGCUGGAAAAGCGCAGCAGGUCAGGCAGCAUCCAAAGAGCAGGAGAAUGAGCCUUCAGGGCUCAUGCCCGAAACGUCGAUUCUCCUCUUUGGAUUAGAUCUGCAGUCAAGAUGUAUCUGCAAGGGUCUAAGAGACCCUUGGAAGUGUUCUUCCAUCAGAGUUGCAGUUGAAGACAAGAGAUAAUGUUUGGAAAGUAGUUUCUUCAAGUUUAGAGUCCUCUGAAAUCCGUCCCUCCUAGUAAAUACAAGUUUGCAUAACACAACUGUCCAAUAGUGAAAAUUGGAGUAGCAGACCUGCAAUAUUUUAAAAAUAAAUCAGUGAAAUUCUGAGUAAAGGCUGUGUUGUGGAAACGAAUGAAUGGGACAAUUUUGUAGUGCUUGUAAAAAGUUUGGAGAUUUGCAAUUUGAGUCCCGUCCAAUGUCUUAAUCAGAAUGUAUAGUGUGCUGCACGCUGAUUUGAAUUCCUAUCAUUUUGUUCAAAUAUAAUGCUGUUGAUUGACUUCACUAAUGUUAUCUAACUUCCUGUUCCACUCUCAGGAUUUGCUAAAGCUUGCUUUUUGGAAUGGCAAGAAAUUUCAGUAUUAAUGUUUGAGAUUUAUUUUAUUGCAUCACUGCAAGCUGUGGGGAAAUGUGCUGCCUCUGAUUUGGGAGAGUUUGAUGUAAAAUUACUGGUGCCACAAGUUGAAAACUUAUUGUUCAGUGUGGUUUGAAUUUUGCAGUCAUUGGUGGAUUAAGGGCAUUCAUGACUGUUGAAAAAAGAUCUCUUUCGAGGCUAGCAAUCUCCAUCAAGCACUUUUUAAGUACCCUUUUCUUUGUAUAGUUGAUAUUAUUAGUGAUUUUCAGAAUGCAUUAGCAAGUUAUGCUAUUCAAGCAGCCAGAGAUGUUAAAGCAUUCACAGGCAACCAAGAAAUACAAAGUCCUAAAACCUAAUUUAGUGUUUUUCUUUUAAAUGUAUUUGUUAAUGAUUUAGGACAUUCUCCAGGUUGAAGUUGAACUAUCAUGAGCAAACUUCAAAGUUUUUUUAAAAAAAAAUUUAGAAAUUAAUCAUUUGGGCAUGUACUAUUUCACACAUUUUAGGUUGAAUCAGUUGUUCAGCAAUUGCUAUGCACGUUGGUUGUCACAUUAAUUAUUACACCACCAUUUAAAAUCCAGUUGCAUCUUAUUCAAAAUGGUUUAAUAGGGUUUCUAAUACAAUGAGAUCAGAAAAGGGAAUGCUUUUGAAAAAUCUCAUCAGAACAAUUGAUUUUGCAGAUUGAUGAGGAAAGGAAUGGGGGUGGGAUAGGUACCAGCAUGAACCACCUGUUUUUCUUCCCAACAGUUCCAUCAAAUAAAUCCGACAUUGAUUGAAGUCACCUUUGCAAGCUCAAUGCUAUUGGUCAGUGCCUUUUCUCACCAGACCAGCAGAAGGUCUUGAUUCUUCCUCAUUGCCACCAUUUUUUUUAUUGCAGUAAAAUUGAUGUCAAGGAUUUUAGUUUUAUUUUCAUCUGGGCUUGCUAUUGUUCAAUACCUGCUGAGAUGGUUUUGGAUGCAUGAAUAUCAAUUGGUUCUACUCUUGCAUUCUGUCCCAACAAAGUUGUCUAACAAAUCUGUUAAUUGCUUUUCCACUAUCAAGUUUAUCUUUAUUUGGUUGAAUAUAUGAAUAUACCAUUUUAGGGAAUUUGAUCACCCCACCUUCACUUUAUUGUGUAACAUCAAGACAACCUGUCUCAGAUAUUUUUCUUGCAUUUGUAAUUGUUGUAUUGAUAAAUCUCUGGAAUAAGUUUUUUUUUAAAAACCUUUUCAUAUAUCUAUGUUCCUUUUGAGUUUGUAAACAGAAAAAAAUUGAAAUUUUGACCUACUUAUGGAUAUAGAAACAAGUGCAAAUAGCUAUUUCAUUUGAAAUUAACAUUUAAUUUCAAAGGACAAGGGUCUGUUUUUUUUUGUAGCAUGUUAUACCUGAGAAGCUAUUUGAUUUAAAAGUGCAAUGUAGUUUCCACAUUCUGUGCCAUUAUUGUAUGCAAAUAUUUGGUUUUGAAUCUCUGUAUCUUUUCACCGUUUUAUAUUUUAAAAUGAUUCUCUAGCUCUUGCCCACUUUUGUUAGCUCUUAUGAGUUAGUGAUUCUUUACACUGCUUAACUGUAGCAAGAAAGAAAUUGCUUCACCUGUUAAUCUCUUUUUCCAUUUCCUUCUAACCCUCCUGAGUUGUAUUUCUUUGGCACCUACUGGUAAUUUCUGAUGGGGGGGGUGGGGUUCCCCACUUAAUUCCCAUUAAUUUGAAAAUACUUAAUUUAGUAUUUUUAUAUGGUGUAAAACACUGGCGAUCAUCUUGAGACGUUUUAUUCUAAUUUCCAGCAGCCUUUGUCAAACUUAACAUUGUUUUUUUUUAAAUCUAGUGUUACUGUGAAUUGUUAAACAUUGAUCUUUUUAUUUCAUAUGAUUCUUCACUAGUUUGUAGUAGUAUUGCUGAAUUUAUACAAUUUCAUUAGGCAUUUUCAUAAUAGCGUUGCUUUAGAGCAGCAAGCUUCAUGCAUUGUUCCUAAAACUUUAAACCAAAAUGAGCAAAAGAUAUAUAUUUGUUACAAGAAAAUGGCUCUCAGUAUAUUUGUCCAGAUAAUGUCACUUGAGAUUUUAAGUUGUAUUCCUCUUUUGGUGUUCGUGCUGGUAUAUGUUCUGAAUUAAAUGGACAGAUGCAGAAUUUGUUUUGCACUGGUGAACAAUUUAAAUAACUUUCAAAUGUGGCUGUAUUAUCAUUACAACUGCCUGCAGAGCACUUUUAUAAACGGCAGUAAUAUAUGCAAAAUAUCUGGUUUAGCACACUGAAAUAUGGCAUCCAAAAGAAUUUACAAUGGUCAGACGGAAUCUGGCAUUCAGUAUUUUAGCAAUGAAAAUAUGUCAAUGCUAGGCCCAGACCAGUUUACAUUAAGAUAAUAGUUGCACAUAUACUUCAACAUUGAACUUGAACUGGAAACGGAUUUGUUUUUUAUCAUCAACAAUCUGCCUGACAUUUCUCAUUAGUUUAUUUGUAUGUAACUAGGGGCCUUUUUAAUCUAAGAUCCUUUUAUUUACUUUUUAGAAUCUUUACACUGUGAGACAUGCUGUUAUAAAAUGUUUUGAUUCAAUGUCUU
Messenger RNA from Hemiscyllium ocellatum (epaulette shark), 6297 nucleotides. RefSeq names its product LON peptidase N-terminal domain and RING finger protein 2-like. Gene Ontology annotation, molecular function: protein binding. Bases 715 to 2988 code for a protein of 757 amino acids. The record is from RefSeq and is a predicted model, not a curated record. The transcript is spliced from 12 exons. Lineage: Eukaryota; Metazoa; Chordata; Chondrichthyes; Orectolobiformes; Hemiscylliidae.